AUGUGUCCAUGGAAAAUACGAAACACGAGCAAGAAGCCUGACGUCAUGCAUCAAUCCAGGAAAGUCAAAUCACAGGAACAACAUGUUCCACAGCAUCUCCCUCAAAGUAGUCCUCUCAAUCGAGUAUUUCCGCACUGCUAUGCAAAGCAUACCCAGACCGCGAGCAAAAAGCUUACUUGCAUCUCAGAAUUGAUACAAACACUAUUCUGGCCCCACUACCCCGCGACUCAGCCCUGUCUGACCUCUAUAUGUGAUGAAGAUACGCUGACGAGGCACGUCCAUAGCACUCUGACAUAUAUGCGGCUCGCGUAUCGGCGCCAGCCCUACUGCAUAUCUGAAACAAGUUCAGACGGGCUUAUAAUACUCCAGAACGCUCGAUAA
Molecule: messenger RNA, 381 nt
Organism: Exserohilum turcica Et28A
Lineage: Eukaryota; Fungi; Ascomycota; Dothideomycetes; Pleosporales; Pleosporaceae
Exons: 1
Coding region: 1-381 (126 amino acids)
Source: RefSeq, a predicted model, not a curated record